Messenger RNA from Trametes versicolor FP-101664 SS1, 1509 nucleotides. Its product is annotated as kynureninase. Gene Ontology annotation, biological process: NAD+ biosynthetic process. Lineage: Eukaryota; Fungi; Basidiomycota; Agaricomycetes; Polyporales; Polyporaceae. The record is from RefSeq and is a predicted model, not a curated record. The transcript has 7 exons. Gene Ontology annotation, cellular component: cytoplasm. Gene Ontology annotation, molecular function: kynureninase activity; pyridoxal phosphate binding. Bases 34 to 1404 code for a protein of 456 amino acids.
CCGCGCGCACCCAGCACGACACCACAUACAACGAUGGCGGACGCGUUCAAGCUCGCGCCCGAGCAGGACACCCUGAGCAAGUACCGCGAUGAAUUCGUUGUGCCGACGUUCCGCCAGAUGAAGGCGAGCGCCGUGCCCGCUGAGAUCGCGGACGAGCCGAGCACGUACCUCUGCGGGAACUCGCUUGGGCUGCUCCCGAAGCGCUCGAAGAAGCUCGUUGAGGAGGAGCUCGAUGUUUGGGGGACGAGAGCGGUCGAGGGCCACUUUGACCACCCGCUAGGCCGGGACUGGAUGUUCAUCGCGGACACAGUCCACCCGCACCUAGCGCAAAUCGUAGGCGCGAACGAAUCGGAGGUCGCGUGCAUGGGCACGCUCACCGCGAACCUCCACUUGAUGCUGAACGCAUUUUACAAGCCCACCGCGGAGCGAUAUAAGAUCCUCUGCGAGGCGAAGGCCUUCCCUUCGGACCAGUAUGCGAUGGCGACCCAGCUCACCUCGAGAGGGUACGACCCCGCCGACGCCAUUAUCGCGAUGAGCCCCCGGAAGGGCGAGCAUAUACUCCGGACUGAAGACAUCCUCAGUACCAUCGAGAAGGAGGGCUCCAGCAUCGCGCUCGUCUUGUUCGCCGGAGUGCAGUUCUACACCGGCCAGUGGUUCCAGAUGAAGGAGAUCACUGCCGCAGCGAAAGCGCAGGGAUGCGUGUGCGGAUGGGACCUUGCGCACGGCGUAGGGAACGUCCCCCUCUCGCUGCACGACUGGGGCGUCGACUUCGCAGUGUGGUGCACGUACAAGUACCUCAACUCCGGCCCAGGCGGCAUCGGCGGGCUCUUCGUGCACGAGCGCUGGGCAGACCUCGCAGUCCACGAAGCCGGCUGGUGGGGCCACGACCCCGCGACGCGGUUCGACAUGCCCCCACAGUUCAAAGCGAUCCGCGGCGCGCAGGGCUUCCAGCAGUCGAACCCGUCUGUGCUCGCGACCGUCGCGCUCCUCGGCGCGCUGCAGGUGCUCGCGGACGCAGGCGGCAUUCCCGCCGUGCGCGCGCGCUCCCUGCGCCUCACCGGCUACCUCGAGGCGCUCCUGCAGCAGAGCCGGUUCUACGCGCCCCCGGAACUGGCGUUCGCGGACGUGGAGGGGGUCAAGAUGACGAUCAUCACUCCGGCGGACCCGGCGCAGCGCGGGGCGCAGCUGUCGCUCGUGUUCUUGCCGACGGGGAGGGGGGUCAUGCCGAGGGUGCUGAAGGGGUUGGAGGCGAGGGGUGUUAUUGGCGACUCGAGGAAGCCGGAUGUGAUUCGGCUGGCGCCUGUUCCGCUGUACAACACCUUCGAGGACGUCGAGCGGGCGGUCAAGGUUUUGGACGAGGUGCUGCAGGAGGUGGAGAAAGAGGGUGUGCCGCCUCCCUCGUAAUCGUCAUGGGUUCAUAGCGUAGGCCGCAUGUUAGGAGAUGUAUAGCAGACAAGAAACACGGUGUAGGUUACAUAUGGGGAAAAACUAUCACGGAUCCAGAGUUCG